This is a messenger RNA of Knipowitschia caucasica, 711 nucleotides long. NCBI's taxonomy places the organism in Eukaryota, Metazoa, Chordata, Actinopteri, Gobiiformes, Gobiidae. The record is from the annotation of a GenBank genome assembly.
AUGGGAAACUGUGUGUUUGAGAACGUUGCAAUGACCUCGUCCAGUGAUCGUUUCGAACACGUGAAAGCCAUCAUCUUAUCCUGUCAUGAAGACACGUCUGCAGAGGAGAAGAUGCGUUUCUAUGAUGCCUGGGCCAAGAGCUAUGAUCAGGACCUGUCUGUGUUGGAUUAUCGUGCACCUGUGAUUUCUGCCAACGCUCUCUCCUCUCAUUUCACUGGAGACAGAAACACAGCGCUGGUGUUAGAUGUGGCCUGUGGCACAGGACUGGUGGCCAAAGAGUUGAGGAGUCUCGGCUUCAGUCGUUUCGUGGGGGUCGACGGCAGUUCGGCCAUGUUGGAAAUGGCAAAGAACGCCGGACUCUACGAGGACGUGAAGCAGUGCAUACUGGGAAGUCAGCCUUUACCGUUUCAGCAUGGAACGUUUGAGGCUGUGAUCAUCGUUGGAGCUCUCAGCGAUGGUCAGGUUCCUGUGAAAGUGGUCAGAGAGUUGUGCAUGCUGACCAAACCGGGAGGCUUCACGUGUUUGACCACCAGAGCCAACAGAGAUAAUCUUGCGUACAAAAACAGCCUGGAGGAGGAGCUGAGGAGUCUGGAGCAGCAGGCUCUGUGGAGGCGGGUCCAAACGCUCAACGUCGACCAAUGGGAACGCGCCGUGUCACACCACGAGCACGGAUACAUCUCAGGAGUGGUCUACCUCUUCCAGAGACUGUGA